UGAGAGGCGAGUCAAGUUGAGUCGCGUUGAGUCUCGUUUUGUGUUCGGACUCAUAUUCGCGUUUGCUUCGCGUUCGGUUUGUUAUUUUUUGGCAUUUUGUUCGAUUUUUCGUGCCGACAUCUAAUAAAAAAGCUGUACACAGAGUACGUACAUGUGCAGAGAGCGCUCCGGUCGAGAACUUGUGAGGCAGCCAUCAAAAAUAACUAAAAAUGUCGUCGGCCAGCGACGCAAACAGAAAUAAAACGCAAAAGUGCACCAAAAACAAUCGCCGGGAGGGCAAGUGUUGAAUAAACGUCGCAUAAUUUACGUGCAGGACAACACUGCGUAUACGCAACGUCGCCCUUAGAGGGAAGAGAAAGCAGAAGGUCGAGGGUCCAAGGAGCAAACAGAGGUGUAAUGAAGAACCGUCAAAUAAAAAAAGGACAGACCCUUUGGAAUUGCAACAAAAGCCGCUGACCGGAUUCGAAAUCAAUUUCGCGAUCGUCUGCAGUUUGCUAUUUGCAACAUUGCAACUAAAACUGCAACUGCAGCUGCGUAUCUGUGUGUAUCUGCCACGCUGCUGCGCUGGUGGAGGUAUCUAUGCGAAAUUCGGCUCGUUUCGGGGGUGUCUGUGUGAGCACGUGCAUCUGUGUGCGCUGGGAACUGCGUCUGUGUUCGCGGCCCGUUGCAAUUUGCAAUUUGCCCCUACUUCCUCCGGCUCCCUUGUUCUGAACUUCGACAAGUCGUGCCAUUGCCUGCCGCAAUCAAGCAUUUUGAGUUGAACCAAAGGAAAUUCGCAUCAAUUAAAAUAUCUUUGAAACCAAUUUUAAACCAACAAAGGAGAGGGUAACAUUUUAUUUUAAAGAAAAAAGAAGUUUAUAAACUUAAAUAAAUAAAUGAAACACUUAAGAAGAAAGGAAUUUAAAAUUGAAUCAACAUGAAAAGAAACAAAUAACCAGCAGAUACCACAGUGGCGAUAAGACCCACAUAGAAAGUCAAGAAACCCCAUUAUAAUGUGCAUCAGAAGUGAUUAAAGGGAGACUUUGAAAUAGUUUAAAACGCCAUUCAAGCCACAGGCACAAUCAACUAAUAAUCUGAGAAAGCAGAAGCCCUUUCCUGAACACUUACCAAUUGAACAGUGAAUCAAGCAAUGGCCAUCAACUUUUCGGCUUCCUUUGCUGCUUGCAUAGCAGCCGGAUUGAAGGUGCCGCGCCAGAUUAUGUACUGCAUCACCCAGGACACGGGCCAGCCAUACGUGCUCUAUAAGGACUCGCAGGACGCUGAACGGAACCCCGGUGCCAUAGGUGCCAGUCCCGCCCAGUGGGGCAGCGAGAUGUACCCUAACAUCCAGCAGCAGGCCCAGCAGCACCUAACCGCCCAGCAACAACAGCAGCAAAACGCGGCGCAGGCAGCGGCCCAGGCGGCAGCUGUGGCCGCGGCAGCGGGACAGCCCCAAAGUCCGCCGGUUGGCGGUCAGGAGGCCCGCGACAACGGCAGCGGCGAUGGCCGCCAGCAACAGGUGUCGCCUUCCUCAAGCCCGUAUCCUUCUGUCCAGCAGCAGCAGCGAGCAAACGGGGCAGGCGACGAGGACCCCAUGAACCACCAGCUCGCCAACCAGCAAAACCCGACUCCCAAUCAAAGCCAAAGCAGCAAUGACCCCCAGCACUCGGGAUCCAACGCGGGCGAGUCGGGCAACCCGCACGUCCAGCAAAAUGGCGGAACGCAAGGCGACCCCGCCAACAGUUUUCAGACUCCGGACUAUUAUGCCCCCCGCCACGCGGCACCGCAAGGAGGGAUGCUGGCACCGCCUGGCUUCCCGCCGCUUCAUUAUCUUAACAAGGGCGUUUUGCCAAUAGAACAGUCUGGCGGAGGCGGUGGGGGCGGAGGGGGUGAGGCCUACGCGCUUCCCGAACUGCUUCCGGCGCAGCAGAACGGCCAGCAGAACUCCGGACCGGCGAACACCAAUGCCAAUGAAGGCGGUGCGGGAGCCAAUGGGAGCGGAGGAGUAGGCGGUGCCACGGGAGUAGGAUCGGUGGGCGUGACAAGCGGCGGAAGGACGGGCAACGGACCAGGACGCCCGCACAAGAACAAGCCUCACAGCGAUCUACGGCUGUUCAAGUGCCUCACCUGCGGCAAGGACUUCAAGCAGAAGAGCACGUUGCUGCAGCAUGACCGCAUCCACACGGACGCACGUCCCUUCCCGUGCUCCGAGUGCGGCAAGCGCUUUCGCCAGCAGUCGCACCUUACACAGCAUUUGCGCAUCCAUGCCAACGAAAAGCCCUUCACCUGCCCAUAUUGCUCGCGCAGCUUCCGGCAGCGCGCCAUUCUCAACCAGCACAUACGCAUCCAUUCGGGUGAGAAGCCCUUCGCCUGCCCCGAGUGCGGCAAGCACUUUCGCCAGAAAGCCAUCCUCAAUCAGCAUGUGCGCACCCACCAAGACGUCUCGCCACACCUUAUUUUCAAGAACGGGCCGCACCCGACUCUAUGGCCCUCGGAUGUACCCUUCCCUGGCGAGGACAACGACACAAAGGGUGAUAUCGCCGGCACGGGCGGCGGCUACCACGACGAGGACUCCCAAGGAACACCUGAUGGCAGCGGUGGCAUGCACUACCCCUCUUACUUCAAGGACGGCAAGGAUCCUCGCACAGGCCAAAAGAUACUGCCCGAGGUGCUGCAGCAUAUCGGUGUGAGACCGGCAAACAUGCCGCUCUACGUACGGUGCCCCAUCUGCGACAAGGAGUUUAAACAAAAGACAACGCUGUUGCAGCACGGUUGCAUCCACAUUGAGUCACGGCCGUACCCCUGCCCGGAGUGCGGGAAGCGUUUCCGACAGCAGUCGCAUCUCACGCAGCACCUGCGUAUCCACACCAACGAGAAGCCCUUCGGCUGCAUGUACUGUCCACGGUUCUUCCGCCAGCGGACUAUUCUUAAUCAGCACUUGCGCAUCCAUACCGGCGAAAAGCCGUACAAAUGCGGUCAGUGCGGCAAGGACUUCCGUCAGAAGGCCAUCCUGGACCAACACACGCGCACCCACCAGGUAGGUGAUCGUCCAUUCUGUUGUCCGAUGCCGAAUUGCCGUCGGCGCUUUGCUACGGAGAACGAGGUUACCAAGCACAUCGACAACCACAUGAACCCCAACACCACAAAGGUGCGCCGACAGCAACAGCAGCAGCAUCAACAGCAGCAACAGCAGCAGCAACAACAGCAACAGCAGCAGCAGCAGCAGCAGAACAACGCUGUCACCCAGGUGGCCAAUCACCUAAUGAACGAUGCCAAGAGCCUGGCGGCCCAGCAGUUCCUCAACAACAAUAACCCAUCGACAGUAGACAACAAGGCCAACAUUCUUCCGGUGCGCAGUAUAGCAUCCAACGCUGCGGCAGCCGCGGUUGUGCAGCAGUCGGUGGUAAAGAACGAGCUCUAUUUUCCGCAGUGCUACGGACCACCCUUUCAGCAUCCCUUCCAGGCACACCAGCAGCAGGCCCAGCAGGCCCAGCAGCCCAGCGUGGCUCACGCAAACGGAGGACCCACUCCGCCCGUAACUGUGACGGUGGCCAAUACGGUGGCAUCUGGCGUGGUGGUUCAGCAGAAUGGCUCUGCCUCUGUGGUGGCCCAGUGACAUCCCACCACUGCAGCAACUGGGGCACAACAACAGCAGCCGUCGGCACCGCAGCAGCAACACCAUCCGCCGCCACCUCCUCCCACGUCGUCCGCGCAUCACAUUGCAGCAGCGGCCGCCACUGUUACAGCGGUCACGCCCUCAUCCGCCCACGGCUCACCAGUUGCGGCGCCACAGACUGUGACGCUUUCGAUCACGCUGCCGCCGCCACCGGCCCCUCAUACGGUCCAUCCGGGUCACCCAACACAUCCAGGCCACUCGGGCGUGGCUAACGGAGUAGCGCCUCCGCCCCCAACUCUAUCACACGCGAUUCCCAUUCAUCCACACAUACACUCUAUAUUCGGAUCUCUAUGAUGUCAUCAGUAAGAGAGACUAGAGCAGGAGGCGAGAAUUCAAAGUUGAGGAACACAAACUAUUCACCAUAUUUCUUAGGUUCGAUUAGUUUUUUAGUAUUAGACGCAAAACAAAUUCUCCUAGUUUUUAAAACUAAUCUUAAAACCACAAAAUACAGUUUGGCAAUGGCAAACAAACGAACCGAGAGGAGCUGAACAGAACGCAAACAGGACGAGUACUAGUCUUUUUGAAAAGGACUCUAAACUCCUUUGAUAUAAACCAUGAACAUGAAAUGCAAAUGGGGAAUGUGUAAGAGAAGUAAUGAGAAGAAUAAAGGAGAAACGAGAGCCAAAACACAACGUUAUACGAUUUCUAUUUGUUUUAGUACCCCAACAACUUUUAAGACUACAAAUACAUAAAAUAUUUAUAUACACACAAACACAUGGACACUUAAGAAAAGUCGAAUUUCGUAACCCUUUAUUUUGGAUACAAUCGAUCGAGGAUAUACGAAUUAGGCGUAAUACUACGAUAGCUCCGAUACAAUGAGUGACAUGUGACGUGAUAGAAAGGGCAGCUGAUGGGAAAAAAGAAGAUGGGGAUACGAAGACGUUGGCGCUGAAUUAUAAAUUUUCGUAGCAGCAUCUAAAUUUUAGCUCUAUACUUUAGAUAUUUCGAUGUAUUGGAGUUUUUGUUUAUAAGUAUGAUUGAUCGAAUUACGCUGGGUGAACAGCUUGGCUAAGCCAAGGGGAUCCGCCAAGACCACCAAACUCUGAUUAGAAAUUUCUUUUUCAUUUCAAUUGAUAUGUGAUUUUUAAAGUGUUUAGAUGAAUACUGGAAUGCAAUUUAAUGAUACGAUAAAUCAAGAAUAUGUUAUAAAACCUUAAGUAAAUUGACCUAGGAUUCAUUUGUUGUCUUCCCCAACUAAUUAUGUGUAAUUUAUGUUGAGUUUUUAUUUAGUAAUUAGGCAUGCAUACGUUUAACCCAAAUAUGUCCACACUGUUGCACACACAAGGCAGACAAAAGGAAUAAGCUGGAACAUCUUGUUUAGCAAGCAGGCAAAUUCGAAAGUGACUCUUCAGGUGCCAUACACAAACAUAAUUAAUAGUCAAAAUAUUAUGAAUAAACACGUACCAAUCCUCCAACCUUUACUCAGUAUAACCUACCGUAUUGAAGACCCGAUCCCCACCAUCUAAGUUCCUCCCCUGCCAACUGUGUGGAUAUAACCGACAAAUUUAGUUUCUUAACAAAUUUUCCAAUGUACCGUCAAAGCAUUUAUAACUGUAAUUGAUAUUUAGAAUAUGUUUCCUAAAAAGUAUACAUAUUUUGUGUAAAAGUAUAUAUAUUUAUGUAGAAGUAUACAUAUUUUAUGUAUAUAUUCAGUUAGGCGUUUCACCUUAUCAAGUAUCUACUCAUUAUUUUAUAAAUUUAAUAAUUAGUCAAUUAAGUUUCUAUUGCAAUCAAAGCAAGUGCUCCGAAUACGAUUUGUUUUCACUGUUUUAAAUUUAAAGUUUAUCAAUUAUGUUUGGAUAUUUUAUUUAAUUAUUUCAAUAAAACAACUAUAUGAUUUAUCAAACUUUAUUUUGCCAUUUUUUUUAUUUCCCUUUAUCCUUCCCGAGGUCUAUUUCUUAUGAUUUCCUUUCUUAAAGGGGCAACUCAGAAAAUUCUGGCAUUAUACAAAUCUACGACUUUUCGGCUUGGGCAAACGUCUGGUUUUUGUGAUACGAGUGUCGCUGCAAAAGUUUCGGCAAGAAUGGUUUAUUCAAAAUUGUACAUAGAAUGUUUUGGCAAAUAUUAAAUGUAAAUCUACCAGCAAAAGUUUUAUUAAAAGUUUGAUCAAAUUGUUUGACAUUGUAAAGUAUAAAAUAACGCCUACAAUUACGGUAAAUUUAGUCAAAAUUUUAAAAUCACUUUUUAGGCCUAUAAAAUUUGCACAUCUAAACUAAAAUUGAGAGCGGAUCAAUACGAAUACUACAAAAAUAUUGCAUGCUCCGGCACAGGCAACUAACAUCCAAAACUUGAUAUGGAACCCAAUAUGGUGGCUUUUAUUGGAAUUAGACAAAACGGACUUGAUCAGAAUUAUCAGCAUGAUUUGCAAUAAAAACACAAUGUUUAACUCUAAGCUGUAGCAAACCUUUAGGCCUUUUAGACAAAAUUUUAUUAAUCCUUUCGGCUUUAAAAAAAUCGAAAAUGUAAAAUCGAUGAAAUGAAAAUACGACGAAAACACACAAGAACCUUUUGGCUUUAAAUCAAAAUUAUUUUUAGUUUUAGUUAAAAAAAAAUUAAAAUGUUUAUGAGAACGUUUAUAUCAAAGAAAAUUAUGGCAAAUUAUGCUAUAAUUCCAAUAAAAGCAAAAUUUAGACUGAAUGUCGCUGUGAUAAAUGCAAAUUAAAAACAAACCUAAACGUAAAACUUUUGUACAUUUUAGGCAUUAACGCAAAAUUUAAAGCAUACUCUUAAUCAAAAAUAAAAUCAUAAAUUUAGGCGGAACAAAAUCUAGCAUAAAGACAGAGACUAAGAACAAAAUUUUAAAUGCUCCAAAAUCAUUUUGCAGAACAUCCCGGGACUACAAAUUGUUCUACCAUGUUCUGUAAAUUGCGAUAUUUUUCCAAUUUCUUAUUUUAAAAUAUAAUUUGGAUUUUAUUUACAUCAUUGGUUGGUUUUUGUAUUGUUUAUUUAUUUUAAUAGUUGCUAACCAAACUAAAUAGAAAACAUGAGUUAUAAGAAAGCUGCACAAUGAAGUACACCAACUGCUUCAGUGGAACAUGCUCUUAGAAUUCUUCUAAGAAGCAUCAGUCAGUAAAGACCGAAGACCACACCGGCCGUGACAAACAUAGAAAUGGCAUUCUAAGCUAUAUGAGAAUGUGUAAGAUGGGGAAAUAUUUGAGAUGACUCAAGCCUAGAAUGACAAAGGGGCUAAAACUUGACAACCCGAAUAGACCAGACCAAAACAGAACCAUAUUAAUGUAAAUCCCGGAUUAACCGUCGAAGGAGAUAAAUGCUACAGAUAAUAACUGAGAAAGAGAUAGGAAAACCAAUCAAUGUUACAAGCAUACCUAACAAAAAACAAUAGCCCAAUUUAAAUAACCAAGAGUACAAAUACAAGUAAUUUUUAUAGCAGAAAUUUUAAGUGCAGUAUCAAAGAGCCAUAAUUAUUAAACCUAAGUAACAUGUAACCAUAUUGCAAUCCCAAGAAACACAAUCACUCAAGAUAACGGAGGCAAGGAAAAAUAUUAAACUUGGCACAUCAAAAUCGACAAAGAAAAAUCAGACAUGACAAAAGUAAAUUUAUCUAGACUCUGCGUUUUGAUACGAAAUCAUGGCACCCUGAAAAUCCAAAACGAACAACCAAAGUAAAGAACACAUGAAAAAUCCUUUCUUCUUAAAAAUUAAACAAAUUAUAAUACCAAUAAAUAAUAAAUAUAAACGUCAGGAUAAUAUUUGAGAAUAAUUCAAAAGUGAUUACUUUUCAGGCUUACAUUGCCAGCUUACAUUUCCGACUCAGAAAAUACAUACCAAGCUUAAUACCAGAUACAAGCAAUAUUAAUAAAAAAUGCCCACAACCAACAUGCAAACAUCAAUGAAGCAAACUCAACACAAAAACUGUUAGGGAUAGUUAGGGCAGUGUAAUCUAAGGAAAACACAGUCCUUCAUCCCAAAAUUUCCAGAAGCGAAUGCAUUAUAAUUGAGUACAGCAUUUUGCAAUAGUGAUAAUAGUUUUUAAGUCAACCACCAAGCAUAAAAGCAUCCAACAAACAAAAUAUAAUUCAAGAGAAUCAGCUAACAAACAAGAUUUAAAAAAAAUAGACAAAUACACAUUGAAAUAGCAACGGUAGGAAUUAAAAUAAAAUUGAUUAUGAUUGAGAACUUGAUGAGAAUUUAAAAUUAUAAUAUCUAAAAACAUACAAAAGCCCAUUCAACAUCUUUUUGAUUUGAUUUGAGAUUGUAAGGAUUGUAACCACAAAGCUUACGGAUUCAUUUCGAGUUACAAAAAUAUUUUUAGUUCAAUUACCAAAUAUCCAAAAGGGAAGCGAUUAUUUAUCAAGAAAAUGGGUUGAUGUCACUCAAAAUAAUAAAUAAUAUAAAUCAAGUUCAAAAGCAAAAGGAAAAUUAAAAGCAAAAAUAAAACAAUUACAAAAAACAAAGAAAAUAGCUUAUAGCAUAUGGAAAACCCUAAACUCUUAAAUUAUAUGUAUGGUGUAUUAUAUUUUUAAACCUAUUUAAGGCAUACUCUCUAUAUAUAUACGAAAUAUCUACUUAUAUUUAACGUAACCCUUAAAAGUUUGUGACAGCAGCAAGAUGCGUAAAUAGAAGGAAUUACACACUUUUAUUGUAUUGAAAGCCAGUUAAAAAACUAAUAACAGAUCACAGAAAUUCAACCACACCUUGUUUUUGGCUUAAAAGUGAAUUAAAAUGACGAAAUGAAAUCCAAAACAAAACAACAAUAGCCUCGUUAGUUGUUAACUACGCCUAUGGCGAUAUUGAUAAAAACUCUAUAUUGAAAUUAUUGCAAAAAAUCUGAACGAACAAGGCAUAGAAAGUAGUGUAUUCAGUGUCCUAAAAGUGGUGACAAAAUUACUCUUUUUUUAAAGUAAGCUGUAAAGAUCAAGAAAAGAUACGCAACCUAAUCAUAUAGCUAAAACUUCUAGCGAACAAUUAAAGUGAAGUUCUGUUGGAAUCUCGGCGAAAAGCAAGAACCACUUGUAAAGUCAUCGUUUUAAAUUUGUAAGGCAAUGGCCCCAAACUCAUUCUAUGCCUAUGAGUACGUUCACUUUUUGCAAUAUACACCAUGUGCCCAUAGAACAAGUAAUUUAUUGCAAACAGAAAUCAAAUAUAUUAUUUAUAUUAUAUACGAAGUUGUUUUUGCAACAGGAACAAACCACAAACCAAAAGAAAUAGUACCGAAAAUAUUUUACAGAAAUUUUACAAGCAAACGAAACAAGUAAAUACAGCUCUUAAAUAAAUAGGAAACAGAAUGUCAGCAAACACAAGCCGUGGUACUAAAAUAAACCAAUCAGACAGCAUACAACUGAGAAAAACAGCAAAAAAAAUAGUAAAAGUCGACGAAAACGCCGAAAAACAAACUAAAAGGAGAAUAUAUAGUAACAUUUACUUACAGACAUUAAAGUGUAUUCCAUUAAGUGUAUAGUAAAGUAUGCAACUGAAAAACUAAUUUUAAAACGUUCGCUUGCCUGCGAGCGAAGGAGAGAUACCCAAUCAUCAGAAUCGAUGAAAUACGAUAAGUUCAAUAUCCCCAUGGAUGGAUCAGAUUAAAGAAAGAACCGAACACAAUUUGUUAUGUUGGAAUUACUUUUAUAUAUACGUUUGUAAUUAUUAUGAACGAUUGACAGGGACUACAAUUUAAUAACUACCAUAGAAAUACUAACUGAGCAGUGUCAAUAGAAACAAAUUUUAUUUAUGCAAAUAUCAGCGUCCGCCCCGAAAGCGAGCACGAAUGCACUUAUUGUUAAUUGUAACUCAACUGAAACUGUACAUAAGCAAUCACAAACUGCAACUGCAAAUGCAAUAGUACCAACGUAAGUAAAUCAAUUAUUUCACUAAUUUUGCUAACAAAUAGCUAAUGCAACAAGAAAACGAAGAUUACAGAUCCCCGAUCACCACAAGAACGACAGUCGUUCAGCUGAAUGAAGAAGGUACGAUCGAGUUUAAAAAAUGUUCGCUAUGAGUUAAUCAGCUGAAAACGACAUAUCCAUUCAGAAAUACUAACCACUGCUACCAUAGCCGAUUACGUUUUUGUGAAACACCCAGAACAAACUUUAAUUUAUUUUUAUCAGAAAGUGAGAAUUUCAGUGAGGACUAACAGCAAACUUUUUAAUCAAAACCUUAAGCCGAAUCAAAACCAAAAUAGAAUCAAACGAAGCAAUAGUGAUACUAUACUACCAGGAUCAGGACGAGUACCUGCCCUGGGCCAGCCAAUAGCCAAUAGCUUGAUACAAGUAAAUAACAAUAAACCGAACAAAUCUUUUAAUUUACAAGAUAUACAACAAAUGCAACGGAUACCGCAGCAGCAACCAUAGUACAAUAAUAAUACAUUUUUCUUAUCGACCGACUUUUAUACAACAGACAGGAACAACAUAACCCAAUUGAAAAAUAAUAGAAAAGCAGCAGAAGAUGAGAAUAGAAGUUAUGAUGGCGGAUAGCAAGAUACAAAGCCGAUUGAACCGAAUCAAAAAUGAAUACCGAAAUAGCGACAGAGGGAAUUUUAAGUAUACCACAAACGUAAAGCAAAAAAAGGUAAAUACCUAUAUACAUAUAUUUUUUAAAAAGGCAAAUGUAAAACCGAGAGCAGAAGUAACAAUAGCUAAAAGUUGUUAAGCAUUUUAAUAUUUGAGUUUGUAUCAUUUUGAAUCGAUAAAAUGUAUAAACCAAGUUAUACAUAUAAAUACAAAAUCUAUGCAGUGAAAAUCAAAAUAAACGAAUAUAACUCUUUUUUAUAUUACAAGAAACAAACUAGAACAAAAAUCUCACUUUCCUGGUAAAAAUUGAAUUAAUUGGUACAAAAAUAAUAAAAACAGAUUGCACCUAAACAAUAAAACUGGCUUACCGACAUCAAUACCAACACAUGAUGUAAAAAUUUUGUUCGCAUUUUGUACAAUUUUCAGUAUAAUUUAAUAAUCUAAACCAAUCAUAUUUUGAUAGUUAAAUUGUUGAUUUAGUUUUACACUUCCAACUACAACAACCGGAACAAACGGAUAGGAUUUUCAUAAGAUAUAACACCCCUGGCAAAUAUUUCGAAUGCUUAAAUCAUAUUCAUUUCGGCUGAAUCAAAAAUGAGGUUCAUGACAUACCAUAUACAAAUUUGCAUAAAAAUAAAUGUUUCUCUAAACUAUUCAGAAAACAUAUUCUACAUUACAAUCUAGAGAGGAACUUAAAAAGAAAACAUUGAACCUUACGAAUAAAAGUUUGGCAACAAAAACUUGUUUUCAAUCGAAAACCGAAGUCUUUAGAUAUCAAAAUCUGAAAAAGAAAUGGUGACUAAACUACUGGCAUUGAUACAAGUAACACAUCGAAAUUAUAAAUAUAUUGAUGUAUACCUUCUCGGCGAAAUUUCAAAUAAAAUUCUCGGAAAAACACUAAUCUCGGUCAUUGCAAAAUUGAUUGCAUAAAACAAUGUAUACUCAAGUCUGGGCAACUAUUUAAAGACAAUUCACGUUUAAUUCCAUUUUUCGGAGCGACCAAAACCAAAAAUUAAAUUUAAGCCAAAUGUAUAAGCAUCAUUUUUUACAUACAAAUUAAGGAAUAAUACAAGUAAAUACUCUAGGUCUUUAAAGUAAGCAAAAAUUAAAUGAAAGAAAAGAGGACAUCCAAAAAGCGAUAAGCAACUUUGAGCCUGAUCGAAAAGUAAAAUUUUAGAAGGAAAACGAAAAAUGAAUAAGGAAAGUUCACAUGAAAAUAAAAACUAUUAACUCCAAAAAAACAUUAAAUUCAAAAUUAUAAUUGUUAUAAGCAAAUAAAAGCACAAUAUAUGCAAACAUAUAUCCAGAAAAUUCAUUACACUAGCCAAACUAUAAGUAAUCCCGAAGAUUACACAUACAAAAAGGAAACACCAUGGGACACGCAACUACCACCAAAUUACACACUAACAUUAUCCACCACACACUCACCCCCACACAACUUCCAUUGGUUUAGAUUUUAAGCAUCAUUUUAAACUUAAUAGUCAGCCAAAAAAUGAAGAAAAACACAAAAAGAAUCCUAUCAUGGCAGUCCAAAAUUAAUCGAACUCACAAAAAAUAAAUAAGAUUUUAAGGCAAGCAAAUAUUACCGCGUCAAAAAUUAAAUAUUUAAGCAAGUAAACUUAUGCAAAAUCUUGCGUCGUCUAGUUUAAUGUCGUACAUUUUACUUUUUGUAAUAAUUAAUUAACAUUUAAAUAUAUAUUCUGUAACAAACAAAAAAAAAUGGUAAACGCAAAAGUAUUGUAAACAUCUAUGAACUUACUAAUUUCGAAAAGAAAGAAGAAACCAAUUUAAAAUAGCUCACCAAA
Molecule: messenger RNA, 11927 nt
Organism: Drosophila santomea
Lineage: Eukaryota; Metazoa; Arthropoda; Insecta; Diptera; Drosophilidae
Gene: jim
Product: zinc finger protein 768
Exons: 6
Coding region: 1130-3595 (821 amino acids)
Biological process (GO): regulation of transcription by RNA polymerase II
Cellular component (GO): PcG protein complex; transcription regulator complex; nucleus
Molecular function (GO): DNA-binding transcription factor activity, RNA polymerase II-specific; RNA polymerase II cis-regulatory region sequence-specific DNA binding
Source: RefSeq, a predicted model, not a curated record